Nelumbo nucifera (sacred lotus) is the source of this 1740-nucleotide messenger RNA. RefSeq lists its product as uncharacterized. Gene Ontology annotation, molecular function: ubiquitin conjugating enzyme binding; ubiquitin-protein transferase activity. Gene Ontology annotation, biological process: protein ubiquitination; negative regulation of organ growth. Lineage: Eukaryota; Viridiplantae; Streptophyta; Magnoliopsida; Proteales; Nelumbonaceae. The record is from RefSeq and is a predicted model, not a curated record.
AGGCAAGGGAGUAGACGAGUAGUAGUAGACAACCUAUUACCCACUGGAUCAUCUUCAUGGAAUCUACAGUCAAUUUUCGUUUUCUCUCUUCAAGUGAACCAACCCAUUUAAAUUUUCUUUUUUACAUUUGGUUUUCUCUAUGUAUUUUGGACAUGGUUUAUCUUUUCAUAUAAUUUGCAGGCAACUCCUCUUUGUUAGGUAAAAGUAAAGAAGAAUAUUGGCUUCUACUUGUAGUCGUGUUAAUGGAUUUGAAUGGAUAGUUACAUGACAAGGAAUUUUGGAUAAAUUUAUUCCCAACUUAUUCACCAUAAUUCUUGUAGAGAAUGAUAUUAUGCAUUUCAGUCAGUCUGUGUCUCAGUCAUCUUAUUUCAAUCAUAGAUGACGAAGCCAUCUCCAUUCAUGACUUGGUCAGUCCAGUCUGUGCCUAAUAAGAAGACAAAAAGGUUGCGUUGCGUGGAAAUCAAGUCCACCAAUCAAGAAAAAACCAGAGAUGAUUAGGUGGUAACAAGCUAGAAUGGUUGCUUUCCUAAUUGGCUGAUAAACAGUGAAGGAGAUUAGAGGGUUGAAGGUUAUCUCCAUCUGGAAGGAACAAAGGGCUCUGUGCCUGUGACUGUGGUUCCCGGCGGGAGAAAUCUGCAUGAAGGUCACCUUUGAAACAAUGGGGACUCGGCAGGUGGAUGUCCAUUACGUAAAUUCCGGCGUUACGGGCAUAGUAGAGAAUUUCGAAGGGUACUACCUUGAAAACAGCGGUCUCUCUCUCGAUGAGCUCUUCCAUCAGGAAACUGUGUAUCAGUCACUCCAAACAGAAAAUAAGGACAGAGCAAGUGCUUCUGCAAUUAAUAAUUCUGAGCCCCAUCAUGAUCAAGGUGCUGAGGAGGGAGAAUCCUCGCGUGUUGGGGUCAUUGAGUCACAAUUAGCUUUGGAUGAAGCUUUAGCUAGAACCUUGCAGGUGUUAGAGGACCACCAGCUUCUUGCUGCCUCCUUAGAUGAAACUACUGAAACAGAAACUGUCCAUAGAGAAGAAAAUCCCGUGGCAAACUCCACUGCACUGGCUUUGAGACAAGAUAAUGUGGACCCAGAUAACAUGGCAUAUGAGGAAUUACAAUCUCUAGGAGAAGCAAUUGGCACUGAGAGCAGAGGAUUAUCAGAAGAGCUUAUUGACUACUUGCCAUCAAUCAAAUACAAAACAGGUUGUUUUUUCUCAAGAAAAGACAAGCAUGAGCAGUGUGUGAUCUGUUAUAUGGAAUACAAAAACCGAGAAAAGUUGACGAUUUUGCCAUGCCAGCACCAAUAUCACUCAAAGUGCAUCACAGUGUGGUUGAAGCUCAAAAAAGCAUGUCCAGUCUGUGGUGAGGAGGUAUUUGGGUAGAGAACGAGGCAACUGCUUCUGUUAAUCCUUCCUAUGGAUUGGAUUUGGUUUUAAAAACUGGUAGGUGAUCCUUGUUAUUCAAAGUUAACUUCUAAGAAGACAUUGGCAAAAUGAUCUAUUAAGAUUACAUUAGUAGGUUGUUAGUUCAAAAGCUACUCUUAAAUGUUUUUUUUUGGGGGGUAAGAAGCUACUCUUAAUUCAGAUACACUAAUGUAAAUGAUUACGAGUACUUUGGGAAGGGUGUAGCUUGCUUCUGGAAUGGUCUAUACCCAAGUCUUAAAGUGGUUGAUGUGUAUAUCUAUGUAGGUUAUUGCCAUAAAUUAUUUUAAUUAUUUAUCGAUUGGUGAAGAAACAUUUUCCCUUUGCUGUAA